This is a messenger RNA of Solanum dulcamara, 2273 nucleotides long. RefSeq lists its product as uncharacterized. The record is from RefSeq and is a predicted model, not a curated record. Lineage: Eukaryota; Viridiplantae; Streptophyta; Magnoliopsida; Solanales; Solanaceae. Bases 1 to 2100 code for a protein of 699 amino acids. The transcript has a single exon.
AUGCCUAACGUGAAGACUCCUCACCUACCUACGUUCCGUCGCCGUUUCCAUUUGCAGCUCAGAUUUCUCUAUUAUAAUAAUUGCCAUUUCCGUGCUGCACAGCACAUCAAGAAUAGUAGCAUUAUGGAUUCACACUCAUCACCACAUGGUUCUAUUAUCUUCUCUACCGUUGGCAGAACCAACUACGGCUUCGAUAUCUUCUCCAUCAAAUCUCCAUUUUCAUUCCUCACUCCUCCGAUAGAGCACCGCCUCACAGACGGUACCUCCGUUAAUUAUAACGGUCAGUUCGUCGGCGAAGACCAAACACUCGUCUUCGUCUCUGAGAGAUCAGGUGCUCCUCGCAUUUACUUGAAACGUCACUCCUCCUCCCAAGUAAAGAUCGAACAACUUCAUGCUUCCAUUGAUAGCUUAUUUCUCGACCGUCCAUUUAUUCGAAAUAAACGCCUAUACUAUAUUUCUGCUCAUCAACAACCCAAACAUGUUUUCACCAGCUCGUCCUCUAUUUAUUCUACCAAUAUUGACGAUGGUAGUAAGAUCAUCCGAUUGACUCCGUACGGCUGCGUUGAUUACAGUCCAGCUAUUUCACAAUCUGGACACCUGAUUGCGGUUGCAUCCUACCGAGACCGUCGUUGGCCUACUGAUGAAUUCCGUGAUCUGACUACUGAUAUUGUUGUUUUCCCUGAAUUCGACCCCGAUAAGCGGACAGUCGUGUGUCAACACGGUGGCUGGCCAGCUUGGUCUGGUGAUUCAACCAUCUAUUUUCAUCGGCAAGCUGAUGAUGGUUGGUGGAGCAUUUUUAGAGUUGAUUUACCCGAGGAUUCCUUCAAUUUGCGUGCUGAUGCGGUUCGAGUCACUCCUCCUGGUGUGCACUGCUUUACUCCAGCAGCCUCACACAGCUCCAAAUCAAUGAUUGCUAUUGCUACCAGAAGACCGGGGAAGAGCUAUCGCCACAUUGAGAUUUUUGACGUGGAGUCCCACAAGUUCUACUCGGUGACCGAGUUGCUUAACCCUACCACUCACCAUUACAAUCCAUUCUUCUCUCCUAAGUCUACGUUUCUCAGCUAUCACCGAUUCCGAAGCGAAUCAUCAUCAGGAGACGCAACAAUUCCUUCCUUGGACCCGGUAAUUUCUCCGGAAAAAGGACUGAGAAUGCUAAGGCUUAAUGGAUCAUUUCCUUCCUUCUCUCCCUCAGGUGACUUUAUUGCAUUCAAUCAUGAUUUCAAUGCUAAUUCAGGCCUCAAAAUCGUUAAAUCGGAUGGUUCUAAGAAAUGGACAUUGUUCAAAGGCCGUACGGCUUUCUGCAACUCGUGGUCUCCAGCUGAACCCAACGUGAUUUUUACGUCAGUCGGACCUGUAUUCGACUCUGUAAAAGCAACUGUUCAAAUUGCUCGAGUUUCGUUCAAUUCAUUAAAUCUAACUAAAGAUGAUUGCGGGGAAAUUCCAGUAGAAAUAGAAGUUCUCACAAAAGAGGAGACUGGCAAUAAUGCUUUCCCUUCCUGCUCGCCCGAUGGAAAGCACAUUGUAUUUCGUUCAGGCCGUUCAGGGCAUAAAAAUCUGUAUAUUAUAGAUGCUGUUAAGGGAGAGCUGGAGGGUGGAGGAAUUCAUCAGCUAACAGAGGGGCCAUGGAUUGAUACAAUGCCAAGCUGGUCACCUGACGGAAAUCUGAUUGCAUUUUCUUCCAACAGACACAAUCCGGAUAACGUCACUUGCUUCAGCAUUUACAUCAUUCAUCCAAACGGCACAGGUCUUCGGAGGAUCCAUGUGGCAGGGCCGAAGGGAUCUGAUGAAGUGGAUAAGGAGAGAUUAAACCACGUAUGCUUUAGUAAGGACUCUGAGUGGCUUCUGUUCACGGGCAACUUGGGUGGAGUAACAGCAGAACCAGUGUCACUGCCAAACCAAUACCAACCGUACGGUGACUUAUAUUUGGUGAAGUUGGAUGGGAGUGGGUUGAGACGACUGACGUGUAACGCAUAUGAGAAUGGAACUCCAUCGUGGCACCCAUCGGCUAUCCUUUUAACUACUUUGGACAUAGAAGGGGACGUAGUAGUAGGAGAUAAGUUGAGGGGUGAAUUUGAUGAUGUACUGUGGAUGAAUUGUUGAGGUAGAACAAAAGUCCAGUCAAGAAAAGAUCAAUCCGAAACUUCAAACAGGUGCUAUUGAUUUUCUAGGAAGUACUUAUUAGAAAUUGUAAGACCAUAGAUAACAAUUCCAUGAUACUCUGAAAAUGGAAAUGAAUUAUAAAGGGAGAAAGGGUAGCUUAAGCUUUUCCUAUA